AAAGUUCAUUACAUUGAGCUUCUCUUCCUGAAUAAGUUAAUAAAAUAUGUAAGCUAAUGGAAUUGUAUGAAAUGAUUCUUAAUUAAGGUAGCUGGACAAAACAAAAACAUAUCUUUUGUGCUUUAUGUAUAUUUUUAUAUCAAAUUCACAACCUCAUUUUUUAGACAAUCCAGCAGUUAAUUUUAUUGUUUCAUAUUAAUUCAAGACAAAUAAGAAGGCUCCAUUAGUUGUUUAACUUGAAUUCUACGAAUAGAAAAAUACAAGCAAAUUACCCAAACAAUUAAGUUUUUCCUACAACUUCGUAACCUGUUUUGGAAAAAGUACUGCACUACUGCUCAGCUGAAAGAGGAGGGUCUCUCUUCAGUCUUCAUAACUCUCACUGUUGAUUCUCUCUGCCAACAGCUCCCCCGCUUCCACACAUUCACAGUGAAAAAUCCUAUACAUCUGCUUCUCAUUUAAAAACCCUCCAGCCCCGCCCUGAUUGGACAAGGAGGAUGUUUUUAAGGAAAACAGACCCCCCUCCCGCCAUGCCUGAAAACAAACCCCUCCCACUUUGCUGGCUCAACGCCUUAGGAGUUGUUUUGUAAGAAAGUGUUAGGAGCAGAGGCUGCAGUGCAGUCAGGUUUUCGUUUGUUCUCAUUGCUCUGUAGUGUAAUUGAUGGCACCUUCAGGUCAUUCCUCUUUUGGGCACCAGGUGCUUCCAGUCUUGUCUAUUUGCUUCAGAGUUAAAGACGGCUCUCACUGGCACUUCCCAGUGUUGAGUGAUGGAGACCUGACGACUACAGUCUUCUACCACUAGUCUUGUGGUUUCAUAGGUUUCACCAUGUGGAUUAAGUCACCUUUUCGAUAUAUGUGUAAUUUUUUUUUUAAUAAUUGGUUUUAUCAUCAUCCAGAGGAUUUUUCUGUCUGAAACUAAAACAGUUUGGUCCUUUUGGACUAAUCUGUUGGACUGCUUGGAAAUUUAGAAGAGCAGGAUUCUGUGCAAACCUGGUGUGGAUUACUAUAAAAUUCCACAUGUUUUUUCCGUGUUGUUGGCAAUAAUUUAUAGACGUUAAAGAAAGAAAAAAAAGAGCUCCGACAGCCAAACAUGCAAAGAACCUUUGCUUUACUUAUCUACAUCAUUUUAGGAAGGAGCAGAUAUUCCCUGAUUCAUCAUACUGUUCUUCCAGAGGAACCACACUUUUUUAAACUUUUGAGAAGCAGUUUACUUUAAGAACAGGACCCCUAAACUGUUCCGAGUUUGUAAAUCAAUGCUGAUAUGCUGGGGUGCCUGCCUCUAUUAAAGGAGAAAACAGUGGCUUGAAUGAAAGAGGAAAGGGGUGGGUAGGUGUCUGCUUCAACUCUUAAGUGCUGUGUCACUGUUCUAGGCUGGGAGAGACUUUGCUGCUGAAUAAAACCCAUCACGUUCAGUCCGGCUCCAGCAUUGCAGCCUGGUUGCCUUUGUCCUUGGUACGCUGAUGUGCGUGGUGGGCACUGGGGAAUGGAUCAGCUCUCCACUCCCACAUUACUGGCAUAACUGGAGCAGUUCCAGAGCAGCACCUGACAGCUGGACCCCGACACAACAGUUUCCAGAAAGGAGCACCAGUCUUUUCUUUAACCUUGCGACCUGAUCCCUCCUCUUCCCUGGAUGUGAAAUCGUGUCCCAGAGCAUUCUGUUUUUAAACACGUUCCUGACAGCUUUACUGCUGCGUCGUGAUUAUUUUAUUUGUUAUUUUUAAGCGUAUUGAUUUAUUUAGCUGACAUCCAUUACACAUAUGGCUUCCAAGGGCGAUGUGUGUGUGUGUGUUUUUCUUCUCUGAAACUUUCUGUUAAGCGUCUUAUUUAAAACACAACCCAUCACUGGCAGCUACAAGCUUCGGGCUCAGCUUUACAAGCGCUUCGUGCUUUAUACAUAUCUGUGUACAACUGAGAGUUCUGGCAGCUUUAACUUUAAGCAGAGGACAUAUUGUUAUGACUUUAAUUUCCAGCUGGUUGCAAUCUUUCUUCUCUGUUCACUCUUCAGACCGAGUAGCAGCCAAGCCUAUUGCUAGCAAGCACAGGAAACAUCUGGGAAAAAAACUCUAGCAAAGGGUCACGGUUACUAUAGGGCAUUCAUUUAAAGCAUGUGCUCAAAGUCUGCAGGGUCCACAGGCUGGGCAGUAAUAAAAGCGUGAAAAGUCUGGAUGAGUCUUCGGUGCUGCAAAGCCUUUACCUCUCUACUGUAUUCGGAAGCGGCAGGCGUUUCCUAUGUUUGCAGAGAUAGGCGGAGACGUGCACGGUGAUACAAGUCAAUAAUUAACCGCAUCGGUGACUAAAGGGAUUUAAUAAGGGCAGCAAAGAAACAGAAGUUGAUUUGGGGAAUCCGAGGACUGGAUCAGAGGCUGCCAGGAUCAUUUUUGAAAGAAUAAAGCAGUGAAUCCAGUGCUGGAAUCGCAGAGGGCUUAUCUCUCCAGCAUGGAGGCUACGAGCGACUCUGUUUUGGACUGGGAUCAUAUGACUGAUUUGGAGGACGCCCAGGUGCUGUGGUACCUGCAGAGACUACAGGGUGCUACUCUGGAGGAGGAGGAGGAGGAGGAGGCAGUGUGGGAAGACCUGGAUUCAGAAGACAUUCCAGCAGUUUUGAGUCCAACGUAUAAACAGCGCAAUGAAGACUUCAGGAAGUUAUUUAAACAGCUGCCGGACACAGAGCGACUCAUAGUGGAUUACUCCUGCGCCCUGCAAAAAGACAUUCUCCUUCAGGGCCGGCUCUACCUCUCCGAAAACUGGAUCUGUUUCUAUAGCAACAUCUUCAGAUGGGAAACUCUGCUGACUGUACGCCUGAAGGAUAUCUGCUACAUGACAAAAGAGAAAACCGCUCGCCUCAUUCCCAAUGCUAUUCAAGUUUGCACUGACACUGAAAAGCACUUUUUUACCUCAUUUGGAGCCCGGGACCGAACUUACAUGAUGAUGUUCAGACUGUGGCAGAACGCACUUCUUGAUAAGCCGCUGUGCCCCAAGGAGCUAUGGCACUUCGUACACCAGUGCUACGGGAACGAGCUGGGCCUGACGAGCGACGAUGAAGACUACGUGCCCCCCGACGAUGACUUCAACACCAUGGGAUGCUGUCCCCCUCCCUGGUGCAGGUACUGUGAGGAGAUCCCGGCCGAGGACAACGAGGUGAAUGACAACUCCUCCAAGAGCAGCAUCGAGGCCAAGCCAGACGCCAGCCCGCAGCUGCACAAGAAAUCUGUGACCAACAGCACGCUGACAUCGACGGGCAGCAGUGAGGCGCUGGCGUCUUUUGAAGGGGCUCUCAUGGUGGAAGAGGACACAGACUGCCAGAUCGACGGAGAUCUCCUCGCUCCCCAGAUCAACAACGACAAGAUCAACGACAAUGACAACAGCAUCCUGGUCAACUCCCCCUCGCUGGACUUCAAUGACAACGAGGACCUCCCGACUGAGCUGAGUGACUCCUCGGAGACACACGACGAGGGCGAGGUGCAGGCGUUCUACGAUGACCUGAAUGGACGGGUGUUCAUCAACGAGGUGUUCAAGUUCAGUGUGGACAAGAUGCACAGCCUGCUCUUCACAGAGUCGCAGUUCAUGAGGGACUUCCUGGAGCAGAGGAGGUUCUCAGACAUGGUGUACCACCCGUGGAAGAAAGAGGACAAUGGCAAUCAAACCAGAGAGAUCAUGUACACAAUCACCCUGACCAACCCCCUGGCCCCCAAAACUGCCACCGUCAACGAAACGCAGACACUCUACAAAGCUAGCCAGGAGAGCGAGUGUUACGUCAUCGACGCGGAGGUGAUAACGCAUGAAGUUCCGUAUCAUGACUACUUCUACACACUGAACCGAUACACUCUUACGCGAGUAGCCAAAAACAAGUGCCGGCUGAGGGUGUCUACAGAGCUUCGAUACAGGAAACAGCCCUGGGGGCUGGUCAAGAGUUUUAUAGAGAAGAACUUCUGGAGUGGCCUGGAUGACUACUUCAGACAUCUAGAGAUGGAGCUGACGAAGGCAGAGUCUUUGUUCACCGAACACCACCGGCAGUCCCCCAAAGAGAAGACGACGAAAACGGUGAGCGUGCGGCGGAGGAAACGACCGCUCGCUCACAUCCGUGCCCAGCACCUAGAGGAGGCUAUCAGCCCAGUCACCACCCCCACUGACGAAGAGGUCAUCCACCGCAUCAAACACGUGGCAGGUUCCACACAAACUAAAUACAUCCCAGAAGAAGGUCCUAGCUUUGCAUUGUACAGCGUUUCCAAGUUACUGCUGAUAGUCAGCUUUGUCUUGGUGUUACUGGUGUUUUUGAAUAUGAUGCUGUUCUACAAGCUGUGGGUGCUGGAGUACACCACACAGAGCCUCACCACGUGGCAGGGGCUACGGCUUCACGAGAGCAAGCUGCCGCAGUCUCAGAUGGAGUGGGCCCAGCUAUUGGAAUCACAGCAGCGAUACCACGACGCAGAGCUUCUGAAGUGGAAGGAAAUAAUCAGAUCGUCAGUGCUGCUUUUAGAUCAGAUGAAGGACUCUCUUUUAAACCUCCAGAAGGGUAUUGGGUUGAGGGAUUACAGUUCAGAGGCAGAGGAGAAGAGAAACCGCUAUCAUUGACAAGACAAUUCAAUGGCCAAAAGGGAACGGUGUGCAAUAUAUAAAUAUCCAUACAGACAAAUUAAAAAAAAAAAAAAGAUUAGUAUACGUACUGGAACCACAGGAUAGUGGACUCGGACUGGCUGCUGCUGCUCCCCAGAAGGGGACUUGAAAAACAGCCGGACUCGCCCACAAAACAGGAAGUGGAGCUCUCUUACACUGAGGCAGCAUGGGAAAGACUGCAGCCACACAAACCUGGGCCUACACUCCUUUUAUUAUAUAUUUUUAUUUCAUUAUUUUUUUGGGGGGAAGGGAAGGGAAGGGGUGGCUUUUUCUAGAACGUUGUACUGUAAGCUUGUACUGUGCAAAAACACAACACAACCCCAAAAAAGGCAUGUAACUUACUCUCUAGACUGUCCUUGUUCAAUGAAGGCGUGUAGUUCAAGUCCUGUGUAAUCUGUCUAAAAUCAGAUUUAAAAGAAGAGGCUUUUAUUAAUAAUAUUAUUGAAGACCUUGUUCAGGCAUCUCCAGACCGUACCCAAGAACCAGGACUUCAGCGCCCCUUUUCUAAACUGAUGUCAGGUGGAGGGGACCAGGUGCAGUCAGGUGCACUGAUCAUUAUUUUUUGUAACGUAUUUUCUGAAGUUGUUUUUUUUUUUCUAUAGAAAUAAUACCUUUGUUUGCUAUCAGUGCACCCACGCUGUGUAAGCUAAGCUUCCAUGGAAAGACAGGAGCAGGUUCCCCUGGUAGAUCCAUGCCAUGGUGCUGUACACACCCGUGUGUAAGUCAAGGUUCAUCUUUAACUACCAUUGACUAUUCCAGCUUAUGGAGGGUGAACUGAUUUUAAUUUACUUUUCAGAAAGUCCCUACUAAAAUGGAGUAACCCAUGUUAAUAGAGGCUUGAUAAUAAAGCAAUUUUACUGCUAGAAAAUUAUUCUUCUGUAAACAACUCAGUCUAGCGAGACCCCGCCCCCACCCCCUUCAUUUUACCAGCGAUCUGAAUAGAUUCAAAAAUCUUGUCCCAGCGUAUGGGAUUGUGCAGGUAGUCUUAUGAGAGCUUGGUUUAUUCCUGGGCGUGUGCAGUGGUUAUACCACAGGGUUUGGAACCCAGUCAUGACUGUUGCCCAGAAUCAAGGCACUGUGAAUGGAUACUGAAAGCCCUUUGGUAUAAUAAAGCAUCGUGAUUAGUUUUUGAAAAGGUUUCGGAGAUCCUUCUCUUUAUAGGUGUGGGUGGGUCCUGUCUCAUAGAACUCUCUCUCAAAUACAUCGCCGAUAAGUAAAAUUGUCUGGGGCUGCAAGAAACCAACAAAGGUUGAAAGAGGAGUGGGGUUUACCAGCUACUUUUAAACAAAUGUGUUUCCUAGAAAGAGAGUAUGGGGAAGAGAACUUGUCAUUUAAAAAGGGGCGCUGCAGCUUCUACUGUUUUUGAGUGACCUUAAUGUUCUAAAUGUAUGAAUUAUAAACUGUGAAUAUAAUAUAUUGAAAAUGCUUGAAGAUGGAAAAAAAAGAAUAGAAUUAUAAUGCAGAUUAUUUAUUAUGACUGUAUAUAGAGAAAACUUAGAGCUGUUACAGGCGGGUCAGAGACAAAACAAGUGUGUGUCUGUUGUGUUUGUUACUCUGUACCAUCAAUCAAGGCAUGUCUGUGACAUGUAGGAUGCUUGUUGCGUGUGAAAUGUUAACCAUUCCAUGUCUGUGUAUGUGUCCAUGCAGUAGCUGAAGUGUUAAUAGUAACAUAGCCAAACUGCCUUUUGCAAACCCAACCGGAUGUAUCCAUCUGCUGGCCAAUGCGUGGUAUUACACCUGUGCUUAGUCUGAAUGACAGCGGCAGACGUUUCAAAUGCAGAACAGACUGACGCAAGAAUAGGAUCCCUGAGAUUAGUAGCUACAUUCCUGACAAUAUUUCAGAUUAAACUCAUAAAAACAAUGCUAGCUCCACGGCAGGAUUACUUCUUAAACUGCCUGGACAGUCUGCUUGCUUGUAAAUGGAGGACAGAUCCCAUAUUGUUAUAGUGAAGGUCCAUAGGAUCCAUGGAUAUUGCAGCCGGAGUAUUUUAGCAAAAGCAGGUUAAAGCAAAGGCUUGUGGGAAGUUGACAAGGCCCACCUUUAACUGAAAACUUCCACCAUAAAUAAAAUUGGACACUUUAAAAUACCUAUGCAAUGCACAAUAAAAGCAAAUUUGAUUAUUUUAAAAAAAAUAAAUAAAAAGAUUUAACAUUAAGAACGGAACUGCCAGUGGUUCUUGGAGUAGUAGUCAAUUUUAUGAAUAGCCCUAAAUAAUAAUAGCUGUGUAUAGAAAGACAAUCUGCUUUGGGCUGUAUAACAGAAGGCUGUUCCUUACACAUCCAGCUAGUGAUCGUUCCCAGAGAAUACGUGUCGCUGUUGGGAAACAAGUUGAAUACGAGGGAUAUUCAAGGAGUUGUUCCAAUGAGCCACAAGGGGGCGCUCCCACCUCAAGUAUACAGCUUCUACCUGUACUGCCAAUGGAGUAAUUAAAACAGAGACACUGUCAUUUACAAUAGACGCAGGGCACAAGGAGAUUCACAUGUUCUGGUGUGGGACUUCAUUUGCAUAGAAGUCUAUUCUGCUUUGUCUGAUAACUAGAGUAUCCAUUGCUCUCGGCCACUUGCUUGCAUAGAUAGAUAGAUAGAUAGAUAAAUAAGAUAAAACACCUGGCCAGGGCCUUGCUAUGUUAAGGUGGCCAAUAGAGAAACUGAAUUGAAGGCACCAGCUCUGUAUACUGCUGGGUCUGUUCUUGCCAGACAGUGCCACUGGAUUGUAGUCAAAACUGGAUAUGCUUGAAGUGGAUUACUAUAACAGUGGGGGUGUGCUGAUUCUCAUACUCAUAAUUGCCUUUAAGAAGUAUUUAUCAGCAGUUAUUAAACAAAAAUCAUUCAUUAAAAAUGUGUUGAUUUCAAAACACAAGAAGCUAUCCUUCCCUCACCUUCACAACGGAGUACAAAUCAAUGGCAGUUCCGCAUGACAUGUUUUAGAAGCGGAUUUUCCUCUCGCCUGUACCGAGGCAGUACAGCCGUUUAGGAUUACAAGCUCAGGUUUCAGCACACCUCUACUAAACAGUCCGUGCAUAUACGUUGUACUCCAGUGGUAGUACAGGCUGGGAACUUUUCAUUUCAUUCAUUGUCUCGUCCCAAUCAGCAGAGUGUGUUGAUUUCCUCCUGUUUUCAGUGCUACACUGUGUACAGCAGAGCGUCACACUGACCGACCAAAAAAAAAAAUCUUCUGCCAAAAUUCAGUGCGCUUAAAUAACUGAAAGCAAAAGGUUUUGCCCUUUUAAAGUUUUUGAAGAAAAUAAAAAAAGGAUUGAUAAAUUACAAUGCUAAAAAAAGGGUCAAAACAUGUAAUACCGUAACAAAAGGUCCUGUAAAGAAGAUGAGAUUAUAUAUACACUGUGUUAAACCAAAAAUACAUACUGCUGCUAUUGAUGUAGACAGCGGGAGACAAACACUGUACAGCUCUGUAUUCAUCCAUCCUAGGAUAACGUGCCCCCUCAUUACCCUUCCCAAAGACAGCAGAUACAACAGUAUGAGUCCAGCAAAGGGCAGGCAAAUCAGAUUCAAGACAGAUAGAUUUAAAACAGACCUCAUGGUACUGUGUUUAAAAGUCAUUUGUUUAAACGCAGUCCUAUUUCAAUACAGAUCCUGCAGGUUCCUGUGAAAAGGCUUGACCUUGGUACAGAAGGAAACGCCGGUGAAUGUACCCCGAGUACAGCAAAGCGUUUUAGUGCACUUUAUAGAUCUACAAAAGGAAAUGCUGUUGAAACAAGACGUCAACUACAGACGAAGUUAUUAAUGCAUAUACUUAUUGUAAAUAUAUUAAAAAGGCAGACGUGAUUGAGACGCAGUAUUGUCAUAUUGCUGCCGUGAAGGCGGAGCACAGCACUACCCAGCUCAAGAGCUGCGUCCCGUGCGGUGUUACUGCAUUUGUAAUCGAUGGCUCAUGUCAUUUACAGCGCUGUAGGAAUGGGUUGCGAUGUUCUAUGAUAGGGGCUUCAGCCCUUGAUGGAUUCAAAACUUCAUUCAGAACAGGCAGAAGUGCAGCGUUUGAAGUUUUUCACACGUUAUGAGAUUGGAAAUGUUUUUUUAAACAGGCUAAGCGUGGGUUACAGUGGUUAAUCAUAUUAUAUACAGAUAUUAAAUCUGUGCUCGAUACAUGGAAGUCUGGCCACCAGUGGCAUUAUGCGCUGUUAGCAUAGAAAACAUUCCCUAUUCUAAAUAGUGUGAUUUUUGGUGCAAGCACAGGCAUGAGGCGUGCUGUAGUGCUGCAAUAUCAAUAGCGGAGAUAUGGUUUCUUUUUAAAGAUUGUAGUAUUUGGUUUACAUUUCAGGACAUAACCCUUAGAGAAACUAUACAAAUACAUACAUUAAAAAAGACUUCCAUACCACACAGAGUUACAGACAUAUACAAAAAAUACCCCGGAGCUUCGUUUUAUCCUGAUCUGAAAAAAAUUGAAGUAACGUCCUAAUAUGAUUCAAGUUCCAUUUGCAAACACAAUGUCAGUAUAACUAUAUGGGUGCUGCCUCAGCUGUAGUAAAGCAUUCUAAUUACACAGUUUUUAUUGAGUUAAGCAUUAUGAUGGGUCCAAUAUUCUUUUGAAUUUUUUCCUUUUGAGAAAAAAACUUUAAUUUUAAAAUGUAUGGUUAAUUUUUAAAUGUACAAAAUGCAUUUUGUAAUUGAAUCUAUAUACAAAUAUAUAUAUGAUUGUUAAGAUCUCUUGAAUCUAUUGUAGAGCUUGUAAAUAUAUACCUAUAUCUCUAUAAUGUGUUUCAGGGAAACAUACAGUAUGUAUUCACAAUAUAUUUCAAGACUUUUACCAACAGUAUUUUUGCUGUUUUAACAUCAGCAAUCUUUGGACCACCUUUUUAGACCCGACAGAUAUGUGGCUCCCCCUUUGUCAGUGAUGGUACAAUCCAAGAUAUUCAGGUUCAACAGAAAGUUAAAUUGGACCUGGCCAGCUUAUUUUGCAAACAGGGGUGGUCUAGACUCUAAUAAGAAUUUGUGCUUCAUGUCUUUGAGCAGGUCAUGUGUGAGAGAUGUCCUGUGUUUGUUGUUAGACGCUGAGGGUAAUCGGUCUGAGAAUGAACUAAUAAAAUGCCUGUUCAUUUCAGAGUAAAUGCAGGUCCUGUAUACAGUACUCAUGACUUGCCCCUGGAUACCCAGUGAAGCACGCUGUCUAAAGCUUACCAGAAAUCAACCCAGUCCCGAGGUUACUCUCAAUGGAUUUGCAGUACGACGUCGAUCCGAGAGUAUGAAAUAUCUGCACCAGUUGUGAUAUUACAAUUGGCCGAAAGUGAAAUAUUACUGGGUUGUUUUCUUCAGGCAACUGUCAAAGCAAUAUUUUCAAACAGUCUUGAAUUGAGCUCCAGUGUGAAAACUGCUUGAAAAUGUUCCCCAAAACACGUGUUGGAGAAUUGUAUUCAUAUCUCUAAUGGGGUUGGGGUUAAUUCCAUUGUUUCAAUUCCAAUUCCCUUUUAAUCAAUUCCGAUUCCAAUUCCCAGUCUGAAGGGAAUGGAUUUAAAUUGGAAUUAACCCGAACCCUGAUCCCUAAUAAUCAAUUUGAUCUUAACACCCAAUUCCAGUAACAAUAAGUAUGCUCUUGGCAGAAUACCCUCAUUGCUCUAAUAAUAUAUUUGAAGUACAUGAUGGGGGCGUAUUAUUAUUAUGAUGCAAAUGUAAGUUCUGGGCAUACUCCCCAUGCAGUUUAAAAGACAUUUAUCCCUAGACUGUAACUGUACAGGGAAUUGUGUGCACAAUGAGAGGACCCUUCAGAACACGUCGGACGCUUGAUUUCAGAAGUGAAUCAAUCCGGAACGCUCACUGCCUUUUGAGAAUUUGUGAAGGCGGCGAAAUAGCCGUUGCAUAUUCAUAUUGUAAUUCGGAAAUGGGAAAAAUAAAAAAUAAAUUAAAAAAAGCAACAGCAGCACAGGUUUGCAAUGUAAAAGCAAGAUUGCUCUAAGUGAUACACCAAAAAAUAAAAAAUAAAAAUCACUUUUUACAACAAACGGGGGGGGUCCUUUCAUAUGCAGUUAUGAAAUGAAGUCUUUGGGUUUUCAGUACUGUGCUUGUGUUUCAUUUUGCUCACCAUUGAGGUGGGAUCGUUGGUAUCUUGGAGCAUGCUUUUGGCUUGGACUCUCUGCUGUGUGUGGUGUGAACAAUGCAAGAGUAGCGGUGAUGGGAGAGGCAGUGCUGGUGUGAGAGGGGCUGGGUCUUCGCUUUGUGGACAUCACGAUGGUUGGAAAUGUUUCUGUUUUAUAAAAAUGAUUUAAAAAAGGGCAGGCUGUUGGUAUCAAAGUUCUAACAAAAGUGAUUCAAUGAAUAAGAUAUUCAGGGGAUACCUGUUUUUUUGUAUUACUUCAUUAUGAUGAUGAUGACGAUUAUUAAUUCCAUGGAUUUUCUUGAAAAUAGCCUCUUUUUUGUGUAACUUAGCGACUCUCUUUUUGUCCGUUUUUGACAAAGCUGCUUGAUUUUUAAAACAGAAAUGUUCCUCCUUGUAAAGGUUCUGUUUGAAUCCUAGUCUAUCCCACCAGAUGGAUGCUGCAGUGCAAUGUUAGUCGGUUGCUUGCCAUUUACUUACCGGCCAGAGCAGCGGCAAGUGAAUUAGCUUGCCAUCGUACGAUAUGUCUGUACUAGACCUGAACUGUGGGUUUCUUUACUAUGAAAUGAGAUCUAUCUAGAAUUUGCGGAGGACUCCGGUGACUGGAGAGGGGUUUGGAAUCAGGAGUAGUUUUUUUUUUUUUUUUUCUUGGCUCUUCUGAACUUACACGGGAGGGGAGUUUUUAUUUUUUAUUUAGUAAUUUUAUUUAUUUUUUUUGUUGUCAGGGAGGGGUUUAAUAGCUUUAAUGUAAAUGUAUCUAUCCCCGAUAACCCAGGUAUCCCAGACACUGCCUUUUGCCCACAUUGCAACAGAACUUACAGCCACCUAUUCAUAUUCUGCCAGUUACGUGACUUCUUUUGAAUGACACAAGCAAACAUGAUGACAAUAAAUUAAAAAUAAUAUAUAAAGAAAAAAAA
Acipenser ruthenus (sterlet) is the source of this 11574-nucleotide messenger RNA. RefSeq names its product protein Aster-B-like. Gene Ontology annotation, molecular function: sterol transfer activity; sterol binding. Gene Ontology annotation, biological process: intracellular sterol transport. The transcript has 17 exons. The coding region runs from base 2434 to 4569 and encodes 711 amino acids. The record is from RefSeq and is a predicted model, not a curated record. Gene Ontology annotation, cellular component: endoplasmic reticulum-plasma membrane contact site; plasma membrane; endoplasmic reticulum membrane. Lineage: Eukaryota; Metazoa; Chordata; Actinopteri; Acipenseriformes; Acipenseridae.